Molecule: messenger RNA, 4533 nt
Organism: Aethalodelphis obliquidens (Pacific white-sided dolphin)
Lineage: Eukaryota; Metazoa; Chordata; Mammalia; Artiodactyla; Delphinidae
Product: keratin, type II cytoskeletal 75-like
Biological process (GO): keratinization; intermediate filament organization
Cellular component (GO): keratin filament
Molecular function (GO): structural constituent of skin epidermis
Source: RefSeq, a predicted model, not a curated record
GCGCCCCAGCUGCCCUGUCUCUUCCAUCCCCCUCCACACGUACCCACAUCAGGAGCUCUCCUCACCAGCCUCUCCCAGCCACCAUGUCCAGGCAGUCCACUCUCACCUUCCAGACAGGCAGCCGCAGGGGCUUCAGCAUGGCCUCAGCCACCACCCUAGCCACCAGCCGCUCUCGCUUCAGCUCCGUCUCUGUGGCCCACUCCCCGGGGGGCAGUGGAGGGAUGGGAAGGAUCAGCGGUGCUGGGACCAGCUGUGGAAGCCUCAGCCUCUACAACCUGGGGGGGACCAAGCGGGUCUCCAUCAGUGGGUGCAGCAGCUUCCGAAGUGGCUUUGAUGGCAGGGCGAGCAGAGAGAUUGAGGUCAGUGGUGGGUUCGGCUAUGGGGGCAGAACUGGAGGGGGCUAUGGGGGCCCCGGCUUCUCCGUCUGUCCCCCUGGAGGCAUCCAAGAGGUCACCAUCAACCAUCUCCUGACUCCCCUCAACCUGCAAAUUGACCCCACCAUCCAGCGGGUACGGAAAGAAGAGCGGGAGCAGAUCCAGACCCUCAAUGACAAGUUUGCCUCUUUCAUUGACAAGAUGCGGUUCCUGGAGCAGCAGAACGAGGUCCUGGAGACCAAAUGGAGCCUGCUGCAGGAGCAGGGCACCAGGACCGUGAGGCAGAGCCUGGAGCCCAUCUUCAACACCUACAUCAACCUCCAGUGGCAGUUGGACAGCGUCACCACCAAGAGGGGCAGGCUGGGUGCUGAGCUGAGAACCAUGCAGGAUGUCGUGGAAGAUCUCAAAGUCAGGUACGAGGAUGAAGUUAACAAGCACACGGCUGCUGAGAAUGAGUUUGCGGCUCUGAAGAAAGACUUGGAUGCCCCCUACAUGAACAAGGUGGACCUGGAGGCCAAGGUCAACUCUCUGACCAAAGGGACAAAUUUCCUCUGGUUGCUCUUUGAGGCAGAGCUGUCCCAGAUGCAGACCCGGGUCAGCGACACAUCGGUGGUCCUGUCCAUGGACCACAACUGCAGCCUGGACCUGGAUGGCAUCAUCGCCGAGGUCAAAGCCCAGUACGAGGACAUCGCCAACCGCAGCCGGGCUGAUGCUGUGUCCUGGUACCAGACCAAGUACGAGGAGCUGCAGGUCACGGCAGGCCGGCCCAGCGAUGAUCUCCGCAACACCAAACGAGAGAUCUCUGAGACGAACCGGAUGAUCCAGAGGCUGAGAGCCGAGAUCGACAACGUCAAGAUGCAGCGCUGCAAACUGGAGUGCGCCAUGCCCAAAGCGGAGCAGCAGGGGGAGGCGGCCCUCAACGACGCCAAGUGCAAGCUGGCUGGGCUGGAGGAGGCCCUGCAGAAGACCAGGCAGGACAUGGCCUGCCUGCUCAAGGAGUUCCAGGAGGUGAUGAACUCCAAGCUGGGCCUGGACAUCGAGAUCGCCACCUACAGGCGCCUGCUGGAGGGCAAGGGGCACAUGUCAGUCAAGGAUGGGCACCAGGCUGCAUGAAGGUGUUGGGCCCGUGAAUAUCUCUGUGAACAGCUCCAAAGGCACAUCCUCUAGGAGCCAAGUGUGGUCAGCACACCCGUGUACUGUCCAGGGGACACCAGCGUCCUCAAGAGCAGCGGGGGCUGCAGCAUCAUGGGUACGGUGAAAUCUACAUCCCCUGUGAGCCCCGGGGGCUACUGGGCUGUGGAAGCAGGUGGAGCUCCAGCAUGAAGCUAGGGGCUGGGGGUGGCUCCUCCUGCCACAAGUGUUAGUACAGCCCCAGAGGCUAGAAGCCCAGGGGACGGGGCACCAGCCCCCAGCCUGGAUGUUGUCCCCCUGCCACCAGGGUUGAAGACAAGGCUGUUCCAAAAUCCCACCUUCCUAUACUGAUCGAAGUUUUCCCUUGGGUUUUCUCCGUGAGCCGCCCGUCAGGUAUCUUCAAGAGUCACCUUUCACUUAGCUGCGUGCAGACCCUGCGCUAGGUCCCGGGGUGGGGGUGGGAUGCAAAGAACGAAAAUGCAUCCGCCGUAUAUCUGGACCACGGACAGUCAGGCUCUAGUGCGGCCAAGAGAAUGGCAAUGGCCCCCAAACACUUCUCUUCCCCAUGAGAAGGCCAAAUGGGCACAUCACAGCUCUGCUUUGUGGAUCGUCCCAUGGAACUUUCCCCACAAAGCCAGCCUCCCCCGACCCCGGGACAUUCCCCUCCUCUCUUACCUCGGUCUGUCAUGCGCCUAAAAAGUGAACUCCUUUUAACACCCACCUAAUACACGUACUAUUACAAAUAUCAAAAUACCCCCACAUCCCAUUCCAAAUUCCCAAGCCAGGUGCCAGGAUUUCAGCUUCGCUUGGGACCUGUCCAUGCUCCUCUCAGUUAGCACACGGAAUCAAGAGGUGGUCUUUGGGCAGUAGAUUUACCUGCUCAGGUGUGUUGAACUGGCGCUAUAAAAAUACAUUUUUUCCUGCGCUCACAGUGGCAGCUGACGGCUAAGAAAUGCCUAGCACAAAGGCAAGGGGACAUGGAGUGUUUACUGAACAAAGGGACAAUGGAAUCAGCCCCACCCCUACCCUCUGCACGUAGCCAGCCCUGCCCUGCUCCCUCUCCUUUGAGUUCCUCUUGCUUUGGGUCGGAUAUGAAUGUGCUCUCCUGGCUGCAGCGAUACGGGGCUGCCUCAGCACACUCGGAGGCCCUGACUCAGGGGCUGCGAGGGGAGGGGAGGGGCUGAGCUGACCCCACCUCCUCAGAGCACAACACCUACUCCCGAAUUGUGCUGCAUCUGCAGAAGCCCUGCCCACCCAGGGAUCCACGUCUCUGCCGUGAGCCUCUGGGCUUGUCUAUUGCCAAUCAACUGACUGUUCCCAGGCUACGGGAAUCAGGAGUAUUGGCCCUGCUCUGUGGAGGGCAACGAGGCUGAAGGGGAACUGAUGGGCAGCUUUGGGGAACUGGGGGCUGGUGCGGAGUGCGGGGUUGGGAGUGGAAAGAGAGGUUAUUAUACAAAAGGGAAAACUACAUAUGAAUGAUUGGCAAGUGGCCUGUGGAGUGAGUGGGGAGCCAUACAAAUUCCCCUUAAAACCUGCACAUCACACCCCAAUAGUUUGCAAGUCACCUGCCACGUUAAAAACCACAGCCCUAUUCCCCACAGACCUCCUCACCACAUGGUCCCCUGCAUAUGUCCUAGAGAAAGUCUGUCAUGUCUGUACUCGGCAGCCUCAAAGCCUGGGCUCUGCCUCCCCAGCCAGGUCCCCAGGCAGGGCAGGUGCAGACCUGGGGAAAGCAGGGAAGAUAGGCAGCAGACUGGCUAGGGCGGGGCACCCCCUAGCCUCCUCUCCCUCUCGGGAGCCCCAAGACCUGGAAAUGAGACUUGGUGGCAGCUGUUCCACCUCUGCCUGACCCUGAUACCCUCCCUGUUGCCUCACUGAUCCCCUGUAACAAUCCCCCCACUACAGAUGUCCCCUUGUGGCUCCCCUCUCCUGAGCACUGGGGUGCAUCUCCUCUUCCCCCACAGCCCCGUGUAGGGCAUCUCUUCUGUGCCAAGCCCUGCAUUAGAAGCUGGUGAUACAGAGGUGGCUACAACAUGCUCGGAAACCUAGCGUGACUCUCAGCCUCACAGAGGAGUCGUGAGCAGUGACAGCCAGAGAGAAUGGAAACGACAAGGAAAAGCAACUUGUGAUUAUGCCAGGCAAGGAGAUCAGGGAGAAGCUCACAGAGAAGAUUACAAGGACAGGGUCUGAACGGACAAGGGUUACUGACUUAUGGGCAACAUAUUAAAAAGAACCCACCCACUUGCUUUUUCAUUCACUCAAUAUAAUAUUUAUCAAGCACCUGUCAUGGGUCAGACCACCCAGGGGCUGGUGUCUCUGUGGUGAACAAGGCAGCCCCAGCCAGGGCUGACCUACCAGGAGGGACAGUAGACACAGUUCCUAGAGCCCAUGGUAGGGACCAUAAACUGGUGCAGCCACUUUGGAAAACAGUCCAGCAGUUCUUCAAAAUGUUAAACACAGAGUUACCAUGUGACCCAGCAAUUCCACUCCUAGGUAGAUACCCAAGAGAAAUGAAAACAUGUCCACACAAAAACUCGUACGUGAAUGUUCAUGGCAUCACUAUUCACAAGAGCCAAGAGGUGGAAACAACCAAAAUGUCCAUCAGUGGAUGAAUGGAUAAUCAAAAUUUGGUCUCUCCAUACAAUGAAAUAUUAUUUGGCCAUAAAGAGGAGUGAAGUACUAAUACGUGCUCCAACAUGGAUGAACCUUGAAAACAUGAGGGAGAUAAAAGAAGCCAGACACAGAGACCACAUAUUCUAUGAUUCCAUUCAUAUGAAAUUCCAGAUUAGGGCAAUCUACAGAGACAGAAAGCAGAUCUGUGGCUGCCUAGUGGGCUGGAGGGAAGAGGAGAUGGGGUGGCGGGGACAGCCAAAGGUUUCUUUUGAGGCGAUGAGAACAUUCUAAAAGGGACUGGGGUGACGGUUGCACUUAUCUGGGAAUAUACUAAAACCGCUGAAUUGUAAUUUUCAAUGAGCGAAUUAUAUGAUAUGUGAAUUAUAUCUUAAUAAAGCUAUUUUUAAAAAAUGGG